This is a messenger RNA of Neoarius graeffei (lesser salmon catfish), 5437 nucleotides long. It is a transcript of the gene grem1a, whose product is annotated as gremlin 1a, DAN family BMP antagonist. The record is from RefSeq and is a predicted model, not a curated record. NCBI's taxonomy places the organism in Eukaryota, Metazoa, Chordata, Actinopteri, Siluriformes, Ariidae. Gene Ontology annotation, biological process: animal organ morphogenesis. Gene Ontology annotation, molecular function: receptor ligand activity; BMP binding. Bases 190 to 711 code for a protein of 173 amino acids. The transcript has 2 exons.
AGCUGUGGAUACUGAACCUUCAGUUUACUUUUGUUUUGCAAGCUGACAGAGAUAAUUAUCCCGACUGAACUGAACUUUACGCAAGAAAAGCAACAACAAGCUAUUCACAAGACCUCAGAGUAUUUCUGUUUGCGCACACCUUGUAGCCAAUAAACAGCUUUGCUUUCUAUAUUAUAUUUACAUGAAAAGAUGGCAAAAGAGGCAUUGUUUGCUGUGAUCCUGGGUCUGUGGCUCCUCUGCAGUCCUGUGAAAUGCUGGAGCAGCGACGGAUUUCAGGGCACUAAACUCAUCCCCAACUCCUGGGAGCAGACCGCACAGCCUGCGCCGAGCUGGUCCUCUGCGGGAACGUCUGCGCAUGCGCCGGCGCAGGAGGCUCUUGACUCCAGCCAGGAGGCCCUCCAUGUGACCGAGCGCCACUACCUGAAGCGGGACUGGUGUAAGGCGCAGCCGCUGAAGCAGACGCUGGAGGAGGAGGGAUGCAUCAGCCGGACCAUCAUCAACAGCUUCUGCUAUGGCCAGUGCAACUCCUUUUAUAUCCCGCGGCAUGUCUACCAAGAAGAAAGCGCCUUCCAGUCCUGCUCCUUCUGCAAACCCAAAACAUUCACGGCCGUCACUUACACACUGAUCUGCCCGGGUCAGACCCCGAGAAUCAAACGGAAACGCGUGAGGCGCGUCAAACAGUGCCGCUGCACUUCCAUAGACUUGGAUUAACACCAAUCAGAUAUAUAUAUAUAAUUUUUUUUUUUGGGGGGUGUGUGUAUUUUUCUUUUCCAUAUGGCUGAUUAUAACACUACAGACACACAUUUUAGUUAUACAUUCUCAGAAAAACAACUAAACUUUCUUGAUGAUAUUGGGUGGGGCCCUUGAGUCCCUCUUUUGUACCUUUAAAGGGGAACUGAAGUCAUUUUUACGUGUCGCCUCACAGCAAGAAGGUCCGGGUUCGAGCCCCGUGGCCGGCGAGGGCCUUUCUGUGCGGAGUUUGCAUGUUCUCUCCGUGUCCGCGUGGGUUUCCUCCGGGUUCUCCGGUUUCCCCGACAGUCCAAAGACAUGCAGGUUAGGUUAACUGGUGACUCUAAAUUGACCGUAGGUGUGAAUGUGAGUGUGAAUGGUUGUCUAUGUCUAUGUGUCAGCCCUGUGAUGACCUGGCGACUUGUCCAGGGUGUACCCCGCCUUUCGGCCGUAGUCAGCUGGGAUAGGCUCGUAUUGGCAACUAUCCAUCCAUCCAUCCAUCCAUCCAUCCAUCCAUCCAUUAUCUCUAGUCGCUUAUCCUGUUCUACAGGCAAGCUGGAGUCUAUCCCAGCUGACUAUGGGGUGCACCCUGGACAAGUCACCUAGACAAUUUAGAGCCACCAAGCUGCAUGUCUUUGGACUGUAGGGGAAUUCAGAGCACCCGGAGAGCAUGCAAACUCCACACAGAAAGGCCCUCGUUGGCCGCUGGGCUCGAACCCAGGACCUUCUUGCUGCGAGGCGACAGUGCUAACCACUACACCACCGUGCCGGUAUUGACAUCCAUCCAUCCAUUAUCCGUAGCCGCUUAUCCUGUUCUACAGGGUCGCAGGCAAGCUGGAGCCUAUCCCAGCUGACUAUGGGCGAGAGGCGGGAUACACCCUGGACAAGUCACCAGGUCAUCGCAGGGCUGACACACAGAGACAACCAUUCACACUCACAUUCACACCUACGGUCAAUUUAGAGUCACCAGUUAACCUAACCUGCAUGUCUUUGGACUGUGGGGGAAACCGGAGCACCCGGAGGAAACCCAUGUAGACACAGCGAGAACACGCAAACUCCACACAGAAAGGCCCUCGUCGGCCGCUGGGCUCAAAUCCAGGACCUUCUUGCUGUGAGGUGACCGUGCUAACCACUACACCACCGUACCGGUAUUGGCAACUAAUUGCAAUUAAAUAUUAUACUUAUCGGCCUUUUCGGUUUUUUGCCAUGUUGAAUGUAGUUCGUUUGGUCCACGGCAGGCGUCACUUAUCCACACGAUCUUCACGAGACUUGUGCGAGACUUCAAAUGUGAAGUAUCAGCGCCGCCAUUUUGAAAACUGUUUACACAGCGGCCAGAUCGCCGCCAUAUUCCAAUUUAGAUUAAUUUUGAGAUUUGCCAGCUUCAUCAGUGAUGGAGAUUAUUCCAUACGACUUUGAACCAUUGGUUAAAUGGAAAAAAAAAAACGCUUUCGGACACUACUCCGUGCCAGAUCAGUCGGCUGGUGGGUUUUCAAAAUAAUAAAUACAUGCAUGUAUUUCUGUGAUAAAUCCAUAUUAUACUGAGCGUAUUUUCCACAUUCAUCAAUACAAAGUAGCUGCAUCUUUCAGGUUUUUUUUUAAAUCAAGGCUGAAUACUUUCUUCUUUGCCGCUGCCUUUUUUUAUAUCAAAUUUGAGGCUUUUAAUUUGAUUUCUUUCAGUGCGACCGCAAUGCAUGAUGGGAUAUAUUGCUUUGGUUAGUGACCAUCGGUUGUACACUACUUUUCGUGAUGCAUUGUGGGAUACUUUGAGUGCACUAUAUAGGGUGUAAAUAAUCCUCACUAAGGUUUCAGACAGCACUAUAAAAUAAAAUGGCGUUCUCACUAUAUAGUGAGUAGGGUGCGAUUUCGGACAUGGAAAACUUCCGGCUUGAUUACGUCAGUAUUUGAAAGAGGACGCAUGCAUCUUUUGACAACGUUGGCAGAUGUUGGUCACUGUGAUUUCCGCUGUACGUUUUACUUCCGUCCUACGAUGUCUUGCACAGGUCUCAACAAAUCUCGUUUAUGGCCAUUGCUUUGACAUAUGGACUGAUAUAUUCCAUAGCAUAUUUCACACACUCAUAACUUGCUAUAGCAGCGACAAAAUAGCGAUAAAAAAUGCGUUCCUAUAUUUAAUAAAAUGAGAAAUAGAAUUUUGAUAAUAAAAAAUUUGCCUUCAGUUCCCCUUUAAUAUGUAUCUUGAAACAUAUACAGUAGUGUAGGGGAAAGCGAUGAGACUUGGGACAAGUUUUCAGCUUUUGUAGAUUGUGUGAAAUUACAGUAUUUGUCACAUUCAUAUUGCAUUAGAGAGUGUUUACUAUACCCUCUUACCCCAGCAUUAGUUUCUUAGCUUGUCACAUAUACUGACCUUCAGACUUCACUUUGUCUGUCAUUAUUUUUUUUUUUUACAGGGAGACAUGAAACAUUGAGGAGAGACAUGGGACAUUAUACUGUAUUGGGAGACUUGGAACAAAAACGAAAUACCUAGACCUACAUGUUUAAUUUUUAUCUAUUAUCAAAACUUGUAACAUAUGAACACACAUACAGUGUUGGUACGGCAAUAGAAAAAUGUCAGUUUACUCAAAACCUGACUCGACUAAACAAUUCCACUCUCAAGAAGGAAUGAAAUAAGUUGAAUCCUCAUGCAGGUACACGCUCACAUUUUUAACGAAUAUUUUUAAACAAUUUUAUAUUUGUAAACCAUAAGAAAAAACUUCUAACAGGAUGAACUGUCCCAAUUCUCCUCAUCUGGCCAUUUUGAAAAAAUAAAAAUAAAAAUCUGCAAUGUUUUCCCCCAGAAUUUAAGUUUAAUAAAUAAUAAUAAUCUACUAUAUAUGGUAACUCUAGGGUACGUACUUUAAUUCCUAACAAAUCCCAAAUUCACGAGCGUACAUUACACUAUAGAAUGGAGGUGGACUGAAGUAGAAAAUACUGUACAAUUUUUGGUUGACAAAAAUAUUGAACUGCACAAACCUUACUGCAGUGUCCGACUUCAUGGCUGAAAACGAAGUCGGUUACUCUCAGGGGCAACAUCUAACUUCUGAUGUAAUCUCAAACCUGAUUGGUUGAAAUUAAUUUAUGGGAAUACAAACUAUCCCGUCUCCCAGCUCUCUCCUACUGUUAUGGUGUAUAGUUGAGUAAUGAUAUUAACUAUUUAUAAACCUCAUCUCAUUAUCUCUAGCUGCUUGAUCCUGUUCUACAGGGUCGCAGGCAAGCUGGAGCCUAUCCCAGCUGACUACGGGCGAAAGGCGGGGGACACCCUGGACAAGUCAUCACAUUCACAACCAUUCACACUCACAUUCACACCUACGGUCAAUUUAGAGUCACCAGUUAACCUAACCUGCAUGUCUUUGGACUGUGGGGGAAACCGGAGCACCCGGAGGAAACCCACGCGGACAACAUACAAACUCCGCACAGAAAGGCCCUCGCCGGCCACGGGGCUCGAACCCGGACCUUCUUGCUGUGAGGCGACAGCGCUAACCACUACACCACCGUGCCACCCAUUUAUAAACCUUAUGCUCAUAAUUUUAGAGUAAAAUUUCACACUCCAUGCACUUUUCUAGGUACAAGAUACACACUAAAAGUACAAAUGGCGCACUCUUGAGCAUACCACACCAGUGAAAAGGAAAGGUACAGUUUAGUAACCCUUUUUUUUCUGAUUGUACAAGUAAAGAUCAAAUUGUGGAAAAAUACUUACUGACUGUUCAUAACACAAGCUAUUAAUUUAACCAGUAUAUGAAGUCAUCAGUAUUAGUGUAUUUUAUAAAAUUACCACCAUUGUGUAUCAUGGGGGUCUAUUAGAGCCCCUGUCUCAGGCCUCACAUUAUUCUGAUCCCUGUACAAAUGCAGCCUCUGUGGGCUCUUUUGCAAUUUUUUUUUUUUUUUGAAAAUGCAAAAGUCUGUUCCAGGUCCCUUGAGAAGGAAGCCCUAGGUAUUCUGUUCCAUUCCUCCCCCUGCUGGGAUGCCCUUAUCCCACUGCAGCUACUGCCAUUUCUGCUCAGUUUUCUUAAAUGGUAAAUAAUAACGCCAUAGCUGGCAUGAAUUCAGUGGUCUGCUUCUCGAACAAACCGUAAGAUUUGUAUUUUCUUGAAUGAAAAUCUAUGGUGAGUUUUGCAAUGCAUGUUCUGCCUACUGUUGCACAGCUGUGGCUUUUAAUCACACAGAUGUGGGCCAUGUUUUGUGUGCAAUCUUUAUUUCAUCAAAUGUAAAUGUAGGCUAUGGUAUUUCAACAAUCAGUGAAAAAUCCUGUCAGUCUCCACUAUGUGGAUGAAGGCUUCCUGAAUGAUGAAAAAAAAAAGCGCUUCAUUUGUGUAUAUAAUGUAUUUUAAUUAUUCUGAAUGCCGGAAAAUCGAAAUGUAUUUUAAUUUUUAAUUAAUAUGCAUAUUUAUUGCCUUCAGUUUUGUAUUUGAAUUUCUAAACUCAAGCUCUCGUUGCUACUAAAAUCUGAUUCAUCCUUUCCAAACAGCAUCUUUAAAUGAAAAGAAAAUUAUCCACUUUCAAAUGUUUAUGUACAGUAUCAUGGACUAUGAAUUUUUAUGCUGUGAUUAUUAUAUUUCUGUGUUUUAUCCGUCAAUACACAUAUUUCAAAAGAAUACAGUAUACUCAACAUGCAAAAUAAAGAUAUCUUUUGUUAGCUGUAGCAAUUUGUGGGUGUGUUGUGGGGAAUUUGAUCAAGUGAGACUGGAGAAAGUUCCUGGCGAGAGUGUCCUGAGGU